Messenger RNA from Dipodomys ordii (Ord's kangaroo rat), 1227 nucleotides. It is a transcript of the gene Barhl2, whose product is annotated as BarH-like homeobox 2. Gene Ontology annotation, cellular component: nucleus. The transcript has 3 exons. Gene Ontology annotation, biological process: regulation of transcription by RNA polymerase II. Lineage: Eukaryota; Metazoa; Chordata; Mammalia; Rodentia; Heteromyidae. The record is from RefSeq and is a predicted model, not a curated record. Gene Ontology annotation, molecular function: DNA-binding transcription factor activity, RNA polymerase II-specific; RNA polymerase II transcription regulatory region sequence-specific DNA binding. The coding region runs from base 46 to 1218 and encodes 390 amino acids.
UGCCGACCGGCGCGAGGCGUUGGACCUCAUGUCGAAGUGACAACAAUGGAAGGGACCAGCGGGUCGAGUUUUGGAAUAGACACGAUCUUGUCCAGUGCCAGUUCGGGCAGCCCGGGCGUGAUGAACGGAGAUUUCCGCCCGCUCGGAGAGGCCAGGACCGCCACGGAUUUUAGGAGUCAGGCCACUCCGUCCCCGUGCUCGGAGAUCGACACCGUGGGGACGGCGCCUUCCUCGCCCAUCUCGGUCACCCUGGAGCCCCCGGAGUCGCAUAUGGUCCCAGACGGGCCCCAGCACCACCACCACCACCAUCAUCUCCCGCACAGCCAGCCGCCGCCGCCGCCCGCAGCCUCGGCCCCGACGCAAAGUUUGCAGCCUUCGCCUCAACACCAGCCGCCGCCGCCGCCGCCGCCGCCGCCACCGCCGGCCGGGCAACAGCUGGGCUCGGCCCCCGCGGCCCCCAGGACUUCCACCUCUUCUUUUUUAAUCAAGGACAUCUUGGGAGACAGCAAACCCCUGGCCGCCUGCGCGCCCUACAGCACCAGCGUGCCCUCCCCGCACCACACGCCGAAGCCCGAGAACCACGCGGCGCACGACAGCUUCAGGCCCAAGCUGGAGCAAGACGACGGCAAAACCAAGCUGGACAAGCGGGAGGAAGCCCAGGGCGACCUCAAAUGCCACGGAACAAAGGAGGAAGGAGACCGAGAGAUCAGUAGCAGCCGAGAGAGUCCGCCGGUGAGAGCCAAGAAGCCCCGAAAGGCCAGGACAGCUUUCUCCGAUCACCAGCUCAAUCAGUUGGAGCGUAGCUUUGAACGGCAGAAGUACCUGAGCGUCCAGGACCGCAUGGACUUAGCAGCUGCACUCAAUCUCACUGACACCCAAGUGAAGACCUGGUACCAGAACCGCAGGACCAAGUGGAAGCGGCAGACGGCGGUGGGUCUGGAGCUGCUGGCCGAGGCCGGCAACUACUCGGCGCUGCAGCGGAUGUUCCCCUCGCCCUAUUUCUACCACCCCAGCCUGCUGGGCAGCAUGGACAGCGCCGCGGCGGCCGCGGCGGCCGCCGCCGUGUACAGCAGCGUGUACCGGACUCCGCCCGCGCCCCACCCGCAGCUGCAGCGGCCGCUGGUGCCCCGCGUGCUCAUCCACGGGUUGGGGCCCGGCGGUCAGCCCGGCCUCAACCCUCUGCCCAACCCCAUCCCGGGCACCCCACACCCCCGGUGAAGAAGCAGG